Molecule: messenger RNA, 971 nt
Organism: Hippocampus comes (tiger tail seahorse)
Lineage: Eukaryota; Metazoa; Chordata; Actinopteri; Syngnathiformes; Syngnathidae
Product: olfactory receptor 52D1-like
Exons: 1
Coding region: 1-948 (315 amino acids)
Biological process (GO): G protein-coupled receptor signaling pathway; detection of chemical stimulus involved in sensory perception of smell
Cellular component (GO): membrane
Molecular function (GO): odorant binding; G protein-coupled receptor activity; olfactory receptor activity
Source: RefSeq, a predicted model, not a curated record
AUGGAGAACACCACGACGCUAACGUUCACCAUGACGGCCUACGCAACCCUGGAGAACCACAAGCACCUUUUCUUUAUUCUUUUCUUCUCGCUUUAUGUCGCUGCGAUAUUCCUGAAUAUACUCUUGGUCACCGUCAUCCACCAAAACAAACAGCUGCACCAGCCCAUGAAUGUGUUUGCAUGCAUGCUGUGCUUCAAUGAGAUCUACGGGUGCAGCGUGUUAUUGCUUCCGGUUAUGGGAGUACUCCUGUCCAAGACACACGAGAUCAGUGUCAAGUCGUGCAUUGCUCAAGUCUACUUCCUGCACACAUACGCGGCUUCGGAGUUUUGCAUUCUAGCGCUUAUGGCUUACGACCGCUUUGUUGCCAUCUGUUCCCCGCUGCACUAUCACGCCAUCAUGACCCCUUCCAAAGCCGGCAAACUGAUUGCAUUUGUGGGUAUCUAUCCAUUCAUUGUAUUUGGAUGCUUUUUCAGUCUCACUCUGCAGCUGAGUUUUUGUGGGCAAGUUAUCGCAAAGCUGUAUUGUGUGAACAUGGAAUUGGUCAAAAACGCGUGUUCGAAUGCAUCCCACAUAAGUAUUAUUGGGCUCGUGCUUAUUGGGUUCUUGGUCUUCCCGCAGCUCUUCCUGAUUGUUUUCUCCUAUGCACAGAUAUUGCGAGUUUGUAGAAAAAUAUCGAAAGAGUCUCAGGUUAUUGCUCUUAAAACUUGCUUGCCGCAUUUAUGUUCUUUUUUGAAUUAUAGCAUUGGUUCCUUAUUUGAAGUUAUCCAGAACAGAUUCGAUAUGAGUUAUGUGGCGAUUGAGGCGCGCAUCUUCUUGUCAAUAUAUUUUGCUGUAAUUCCACCGGUCACCAACCCAAUGCUUUAUGGACUUGGGACAUCUCUUGUUCGAGUCCAUAUUAUAAAGCUGUGUAGCUGUGUAUUAAGUACAAGGUCCUUCCACCCAAGAUAGCACAGAAGGUAAUUACAACUGAC